This is a messenger RNA of Prosopis cineraria, 423 nucleotides long. RefSeq names its product zinc finger BED domain-containing protein DAYSLEEPER-like. Bases 1 to 423 code for a protein of 140 amino acids. The record is from RefSeq and is a predicted model, not a curated record. The transcript has a single exon. Lineage: Eukaryota; Viridiplantae; Streptophyta; Magnoliopsida; Fabales; Fabaceae.
AUGACUUAUGCUUUUAAUCCAUCAUGCCAUGGGACACAUUCUUUGUUGAGGCACAUCCCAAAGUAUCCAAAGAACCCUCACAAGGCCACCAAAGAUAAGAAACAAGUAAUGAUAAAUCUAUUAUCUAGUGGGACAAGUGGGCAAGGAAAAUCUAUAGUCACUCACUUAUAUGAUGAGAAGAGGUGUAGAAGAGCUCUUGCUGAAUUUAUUAUUUGUGAUGAGCAGUCAUUCAGAAUUGUUGAGAAGCCUGCAUUUAAGAAAUUGUUGAAUGAGUUUGAACCUCGCUUUCCAAUCCCUUCAAGAACAACAAUUGCAAGGGAUGUGUGGCAGCUAUAUCUUGGUGAAGUAAAAGUGCUAAAGAAGAUCUUGAAGCAAUGUUCUAAGCGUGUUUAUCUCACGACAGAUUACUCGACGUUAAACUAA